Messenger RNA from Cuscuta campestris, 928 nucleotides. The record is from the annotation of a GenBank genome assembly. NCBI's taxonomy places the organism in Eukaryota, Viridiplantae, Streptophyta, Magnoliopsida, Solanales, Convolvulaceae.
AAUAGACGAAAUCUCAUCCGUCCCAAUUCCCAAUCAUUCAGCCAUGGGCUCCCGCUACAACAAGAACUACUCCUCAGCGCGCCGCAGCAGUACUCCGGCUCCGGCUCAUCAUCGGGACCUUACACUCUGCAAUGCGAUGGCGCAUCCAAAGGAAAUCCAGGGCGAGCUGGCGCUGGUGCUGUUCUCAGAGAUCCCUCUGGCAAUGUGGUUUUCAGGACCAGCCAAGGGUUGGGUAAUACAACCAACAAUGUAGCUGAAUACGAGGCUCUGAAGUUGGGAAUGGAUCAGGCUCUCAAGUCAGGGUGCACCGACAUCCGUGUUCAGACAGAUUCUAACCUUGUUUCCCAGCAGGUUCAAGGUUCAUGGAAGGUGAGAAGUGACAACCUUAUUCCCUUGAACAAUGAAGUACAGAAUAUGAAAAACAACUUCAAUUCAUUUGAUAUUCAGUAUGUUCCAAGGGAAAUGAACUAUGAUGCUGAUAGCCUAGCGAACGCCGGAGUUAAUCUUCCUGAGGGGAAGAUCCAAACUGAGUAUUACGGUGUUGGCCGGAGGUACUAGGCCAUAUGAUAUCCGAGGUGGCAGGCAUUUUGUGACACUCCAUCUCUGCACGUCGUCUUCACGUAUGAUUGCAUGGCUUGGCUAUAGUAUAUUCUAGUGGUCUACUAAACUCCUCUUCUCUUUGAGUAAUGACUGAAGUUCUUUCUCAGUUGUAUGCAUUUUUCAGUUGCAUGUUUGAACCCACCCAAGUGAUCUUGGUUAUUUCAAGUAAUUUUCCUGUUAUAUAGCUAGUAUGGAGCUUCCACUUGGUGACUCUCUAGCAUAAUUGUCUAUCAAAUGCAUUUGUUAAAAAUCGAACUCAUGUGUAUCCUUGUUAGUCUAUGCCUUGCCAUUUGUGCUAUGCUCUUUCUUAUAAAAGUUACUUAGAGGG